GUCUGAACGACUUGCAGACGCUCAGAACCCUAGACACAAGACUCAUAGAACUUCAAGCUGAUAUCAUUCAACAUCUUGCGCAGCUCGAUCCAGAGCACAGUCGGCAAGGCUGCGUAUUCGACCACUCUCAGGAUGGCCUCGCGGUACAUCGACAUCGCUGUCAAUUUGACUGAUCCACAAUGGUCCGGAAGCUAUCAUGGCAAGCAGAGGCACCCUUCAGACAUCGAACAAGUGUUGUCAAGGGCCAAAAGAGCAGGAGUACAGAGGAUCCUGAUCACUGGCACGUCGUUAGAAGAGUCGAAGAUCGCUCUGGAGCUCGCAAAGAAAUUCAGCUUGCAUUGCACUGCGGGGUGUCAUCCGACCCAGACGAAUGAGCUGGACCAGUUUGAAGCUGGACCGUCAGGAUAUAUCGACGGUCUGAGAGCAUUGAUUGAAACAGAUCAAGCGGAAGGAGGUUCAAAGAGGAUAGUCUCAGUCGGGGAAAUCGGUCUAGACUAUGACAGACUGCAUUUCUGCUCUAAAGAAACUCAACAGAAACAUCUUCCAGCGUUGUUAGGACUUGGCAAGCAAUUUCGACUCCCAAUGUUUCUGCAUUCUAGGACUUCAGAAGCGCAUCAUGAUUUCGUCAAGAUACUUCGGGAGGCUGGAUGGGGGACGAAGGGAGAAUCAUGGGCCGGAGGCGUGGUACACUCGUUCACGGGUACGAAAGAAGAGGUGGAAGAGCUGGUCGACAUGGGCUUGUACAUCGGUAUCAACGGAUGUUCCCUUAAGACGGAGCAGAAUCUAGAAGUCGUCAAGCACAUUCCGAUAGAUCGACUGUUGCUCGAGACUGAUUCACCAUGGUGCUCCAUCACUUCUACUCACGCCUCGUAUGCCCUCUUUCCUGAAGGGCUACCUCAAAUUAGUGACCACGGUAUCAAAGGUCGGAUGGAGCCAGCGGAAGUAGUCGUUAUAGCCCAUCUCGUUGCGAAAUUGAAAGGCAUGGACGUCGAGGAGCUGUCCAGAAUAGUUUGGGAUAACACAAUGCGCCUCUUUCCAGGCAUGCAAUAG
Messenger RNA from Kockovaella imperatae, 1050 nucleotides. RefSeq lists its product as hypothetical. Bases 133 to 1050 code for a protein of 305 amino acids. The transcript has 7 exons. Gene Ontology annotation, molecular function: 3'-5'-DNA exonuclease activity. Gene Ontology annotation, cellular component: cytosol. The record is from RefSeq and is a predicted model, not a curated record. Lineage: Eukaryota; Fungi; Basidiomycota; Tremellomycetes; Tremellales; Cuniculitremaceae.